UAUUGAUAUAAGAACACACCCACAGAGUUUGACACACCUUUACUUUGUAGUUAACUUCUGCACAUUCUUUCCGGACCGAACAAAGUCUAAAAUGACCGAGCAAACGAAGUGUUCAGAACUUGCUACCCAAAUAUUAAUAGAGGCUCCCGCGUCGAGAAAGGCGCUUAUUGACAACUAUAACAACCUUCACAAAGUGGCCGAUUACUGUGAAAACAAUUAUUUAGGCCUACAGGACGAGAACACAUGGAAGGGUUUGGAGGAGACCAAGGCUUUGACCACUCAGGCUUUGGCCAGUGUGGCCUACCAGAUCGACAGCCUAGCCACUUCUGUCCUGAGACUGCUGGACACCCAGGCCAUGCAGCUGAAAGACAUGGAGAACUCCCUCAACCUCCUCUCUCUGGCUGUAGCUAUCCAUCAGGAGAAGGUGUCUCGAAGAGAGAUGGGAAUUUUCACCACAGUAACGAAGUUGGCUUGCGCCAAAUUAAUGAGCCCUCCCAAAGCUGGCCGGGAGCUCGAGGGUUGCUACAUCAGAAGACCCAUGUCCUUCACCGGACUGGACACACUGGGCCACAGCUUUAACCUCAAUGAGUCGCAGCCUCGGAAAAGAACAGGGACCACAGAGAGCGUGCGGAGUACAGGGAGCUGUGGCCCUGUGGAAUGUCCCGUUGCUCCUGCUACCCAGCCUGGGGAACCCUCCUCAGCCAGCGUCAAUAAGGAUCUCUAUAGGUCCAAUCUUGGCAUUAAUGUGGCCCUACCAUCGGUGCCCACCUUGCCAGUCUCCUCAAACCUCAUCCAAAACUGCCCACAAUCCCCUCCUGGAUCCACGUUUGACUCCAACAUCCCACCUCCUCCUCCUCCCCCACCUGGCUCCAUGGGCACUGGUCCUCCUCCUCCAACACCCUCCAUGACCUCAUCGAAUAACCCCCCUCCUCCUACACCGAAUGCAUCCCCUAAUGUUCUCUCUCCGCCUCCACCUCCUGCCAGCGCAUCAAAUAGCUUCCCUCCUCCUCCUCCUCCUCCUCCUGGUUCAAUGGGUAAUGCUCCACCUCCUCCGCCACCUCCACCUCCUCCCAGCUCAUCAAAUAGCUUCGCCCCUCCACCUCCUCCUCCUCCACCUGGUUCAAUGGGUAAUACUCCUCAUCCUCCACCUCCUCCCAGCUCAUCAAAUAGCUUCCCCCCUGCUUCUCCUCCACCUGGUUCAAUGGGUAAUGCUCCUCCUCCUCCACCACCUCCUCCUCCUCUCCCUGGUACCUCCACUAAGGUGCCCCCACCUCCUCCACCACCCCCACCUCCUCCGCUUCCAUAACUUAUAUUGUUACGUGUCUUCUCUAUCUACCUUCUGCUAUGUAGGGAUUACAUGAUAACAUGGCACAGCAAUGAAUUGAACUGAAUAUGGUAUGUAACCUGAAUACAGUGUGUGAUCAUGAUUGAGUUUUUAUGAAUAUGUAUAAAACAAAUUAGAUUUAUUUCAAUUUGCAAGUAUAUUGAUGACAGGAUUCUGCAUUAAAGGACGUUUUUAAAUCUA
Molecule: messenger RNA, 1525 nt
Organism: Oncorhynchus gorbuscha (pink salmon)
Lineage: Eukaryota; Metazoa; Chordata; Actinopteri; Salmoniformes; Salmonidae
Gene: abi3b
Product: ABI family, member 3b
Exons: 5
Coding region: 92-1306 (404 amino acids)
Cellular component (GO): lamellipodium
Molecular function (GO): SH3 domain binding
Source: RefSeq, a predicted model, not a curated record